AUGGCUGGACCGAUGGACACAACUGAUCUGGAGGGCGACCAGAAUGCAGGACUGAAGGGAGCAGCCCCUGCAGAUGGACAGGUGGAUGACCUGGAGGCCUGUGAUGUGGAUUGGUCAGCUGCUCGGGAGCUCGGCGGCAUGGACGGGACCACCGCUCGGGAGAUCGGCGACGUAGACAUGGCAGAGGCGGGACCGCUCAGGGAACUUGCUUCGGAGGCGCAGGGCUGCUCGGGGUACCGUCGUCAAAGGCGGAUAAAGAUCAGGGCAAUCGCCGGCAAAGACAGGUGGUCAGCAGAGGCAGCCGACGGCUCGGGAACAGACUGGUCGUCGGCAGGGAGAGGCCGACCACUCUGGAACCGGAAAGGUCUCCAUAGCGUGGUGCUGGGUAGUGGAGACUCUGCACUGAAAAAACUUUCUGUUCCAGAUGCGUUUUUGUGGUAUUACCUGGACAUAUGUGUGUUCACCUCCUCUGAGCUUCCUGACAUAGAGUACAUAUACUCUGAUUAUUUCAAUAAGAUAGAAUAUCUCAGGUUUAACAGCACUGUGGGGAAGUAUGUUGGAUAUGAUCAUCAUGGUAUCUAUCACGCAGAACGCCUUAACAACGAUCCUGCAGAUCUGGCAGAGAUCAGAGCUUGGAAAGAGAGAUACUGCAAACAUAACAUAGAGAUAUAUUACCGAAAAACACUGGAUAAGACAGCUGAGCCCAGUGUGAGACUGACUUCAGUGACGCCCCCUAGUGGCCGACAUCCGGCCAUGCUGAUGUGCAGUGUCUACAACUUCUACCCCAAAUACAUCAGUGUCACCUGGCUGAGAGACGGACAGCCGGUGACCUCUGACGUCACUUCCACCGAUGAGCUGGCAAAUGGUGAUCGGUACUACCAGAUCCACUCCCACCUGGAGUACACGCCCAGGUCUGGAGAGAAGAUUACCUGCAUGGUGGAACACGCCAGUUUCCCCUCUCCUAAGAAAGUGGACUGGAAUCCCUCCAUGUCACAAUCAGACAGAAACAAGAUCGCCAUCGGAGCGUCAGGUCUGCUUCUGGGUUUGAUUUUGUCUUUGGCAGGUCUGAUCUACUACAAGAGGAAGGCCAGAGGGCGUGUUCUGGUUCCAACCAGCUGAAGCAGGGAGUGACGCUUCUUCCUCGUUGGCUUUUCUGGUGGCAGUUCAGUGUGUGUUGCUUUCACCUGAAGGUUUUCUCCCAGAUUGUCAGUGCUGCCCCCUGCUGGAUCUCAUUGCCUUCUGCUCGUAUUCUUACUAAUGCUCUACAGAUUCUGAUGUGACUCAAUGCUUCACCUCCUGUAACACAACUUUGUAUCAAAAUCAACCGACAACAUUCCCCUGACCUAUAUUACAGGGAAAUCAUGUUAAUGCUCCUUUUUAAAUCACCAGUCGUCUGUUGCUG
Molecule: messenger RNA, 1402 nt
Organism: Lampris incognitus (smalleye Pacific opah)
Lineage: Eukaryota; Metazoa; Chordata; Actinopteri; Lampriformes; Lampridae
Product: H-2 class II histocompatibility antigen, E-S beta chain-like
Exons: 6
Coding region: 1-1119 (372 amino acids)
Biological process (GO): immunoglobulin production involved in immunoglobulin-mediated immune response; peptide antigen assembly with MHC class II protein complex; antigen processing and presentation of exogenous peptide antigen via MHC class II
Cellular component (GO): MHC class II protein complex; membrane
Molecular function (GO): MHC class II protein complex binding
Source: RefSeq, a predicted model, not a curated record